UCUCAAAUAUCAAAUAAACAACACCACUAGUCGUACUUUGGAAAGUCUUAUGAGAAAAAAAAAAAAAGUAUUUGGUUGUUUGCCUGAGAAAUAGCUGCUUCAUUUUUCCGUGCCGUGUGUUUCUGGGUGUACAGAAAAUGGCUCAGCUUUUAGCAGGACCUUCUGCUGUGAUUUCCCUUUUAUUUACUCUGACAGCAGCUGUUCCCGUAAAGCCUCGUCAAUCACCCUACAAUGUCGUGAUGGUGAUGAGUGAUGCUUUUGAUGGAAGAUUAACUAUUUUUCCAGAAAACAAUCUUGUGUCUCUUCCUUACUUAAACUUCAUGAAGAAUCAUGGAGCAGUGUUUCUGAAUGCGUACACCAACUCACCUAUCUGUUGUCCAUCACGAGCAGCCAUGUGGAGUGGACUUUUCCCACAUUUAACUGAAUCAUGGAAUAACUUCAAGUGUCUUGAUCAAGAUUACCCAACGUGGAUGGAUAUUGUGAAUAAAUAUGGAUAUGUUACUAAAAAAAUUGGAAAACAAGAUUAUAGAAGUGGAUCUCAUUCACUUAGUAACCGUGUGGAAGCCUGGACAAGGGAUGUUCCAUUUCUACUCAGACAAGAAGGAAGGCCAGUUGCAAAUAUUACUGGCAACAAGACAAAGACAAGAGUAAUGGAGCAGGACUGGCAGAAUACUGAUAUAGCUGCAAACUGGAUAAGAAAUGAAGCCAAGAAUCUUUCAAAUCCCUUUUUUCUCUAUCUGGGUUUAAAUUUACCCCACCCAUAUCCUUCUAAGAAUAUGGGGGAGAAUUUUGGAUCAUCAACAUUUCUAACAUCACCUUACUGGCUUCAAAAGGUAUCAUAUGGGCAAAUUAAGAUCCCCACAUGGCUUCCAUUACAGUGUAUGCAUCCUGUUGAUUAUUACUCAUCGUAUACUAAGAACUGUACAGGACAUUUUACUGAACAGGAGAUCAGAGGUAUACGAGCCUGCUAUUAUGCAAUGUGUGCUGAGACAGAUGGCAUACUUGGAGAGAUUAUUUCUGCACUUAAUGAUACAGGGCUUCUAAAUAAAACGUAUCUGGUGUUUACUUCCGACCACGGAGAGCUUGCCAUGGAGCAUCGACAGUUUUACAAAAUGAGCAUGUUUGAAGGAAGCUCUCACAUUCCUCUUUUAAUGAUGGGACCCAAAAUAAAGCCCAAAACUGAAAUAUCAAAUAUAGUAUCUCUUGUGGAUCUUUAUCCCACAAUGCUAGAAAUAGCCGGAGUUCAAAUCACUCAGAAUCUAAGUGGCUUCUCUCUAAUGCCAUUAUUGUCUGCAAAGCCAGAGGGGCAUGUUUUUUCGUCCAGCAAAUCGCAUCCAAACUGGGCACUGAGUGAAUUUCAUGGUUGUGAUGCAAAUGCUUCAACCUACAUGCUUCGAGAUAAUGACUGGAAAUACAUUGCUUACUCAGAUGGUGAUUCGGUUCCUCCUCAGCUCUUUGAUUUGUCAACUGACCCUGAUGAACUAAAUAAUGUUGCUGCCCAAUUUCCUAAAAUUGUUCUCUCCAUGAAGAAGAAUCUUCGCUCCAUUGUAGAUUACAAGAAAGUCUCUGCUUCUGUGCAUCACUACAACAGGCAGCAGUUUGCAAAUUGGAAAGAAAGUUUAGGACUUAACUACUCAAAUGUAAUUUCCAACUUACGGUGGCAUUUAGACUGGAACAAAAGACCAAAGUUCUAUGAAAUGACAAUUGAAAAGUGGCUUAAAAAUACAUUGUGACAUUAAGUUCAUGUCAGAAGACUAAAUCAUAUCAUGUGUAAUGUGCCUUGCUAUUAACUAGUGUUAUACAUGCUUGUGAUCAUAUGCUGGAAUACAUAUAUAUUAUACUGAACUGCCUAUAUAUAAAAUAUUCACUGGUAAGUAAAAUUA
Bombina bombina (fire-bellied toad) is the source of this 1883-nucleotide messenger RNA. It is a transcript of the gene ARSK, whose product is annotated as arylsulfatase family member K. Lineage: Eukaryota; Metazoa; Chordata; Amphibia; Anura; Bombinatoridae. Bases 138 to 1733 code for a protein of 531 amino acids. The record is from RefSeq and is a predicted model, not a curated record. The transcript has 8 exons.